AUGUGUAUUCUUUUUUCUGCCUUCUUUUUUGCUACUUUCUCGUGAUUUUCUAACUAGAACAAUUUCCACCAAUCCCUCAAAAGCCAAAAAUCUCUUCUAAUCAUUUUUCUUAAAAUCUUUGAAUCUUUUGAUUUUCAUCCUGUAGCCGAUCUAUCUGCAUGCAAAACAAGAACGUAAGAAGAAAAGGAGGAAGGUUAUAAAAUUAAACCCUCCUUUUCUUUCUUGCUUUCUUGGUUUUGUCUAUUCCUCUUCAAGAAACCAUUCAUCUUCCAAAAGAAUUUUUUUUUUGUUGUUGGAUUCUUGAAAGAGGGAAGGAGCAGAGAAGAUUAAUGGGUAGCAUGGAAAAUUUAUGCAACGUGGUGCAUGGAAUGAGGCCACUUUUGCUUAUGAUUCUUGGGCAAAUUAUAGUUGCAGGAAUGAAUUUUGUGUUCAAACUUGCAACCAGCGAUGGGAUGAAUUUUAGCAUUUUGAUCUUUUAUCGGUCUCUCUUCGCCUCGGUGUUCAUGGUCCCUUUAGCAUUCUUCAUUGAAAGGGGAAAAAGAGCCAAGCUAACAAAGAUGGUUUUAUUCCAAGGAUUUCUGUGUGGUCUACUGGGGGGAUCUUUAGGACAAAACAUGUACCUGCAAAGUUUGGUUUAUACAUCACCAACUUUUGUCUCAGCAAUGUUCAAUCUCAUCCCUGCCAUGACCUUUAUUGUUGCAAUCAUAUUGAGGUUAGAGAGGUUAGGUUGGAAUUCACCAGCAGGUAAAGCAAAGGUAUUUGGGACGAUCAUUUGCAUCAGCGGAGCUAUGCUCCUAUCAUUCUACAAAGGGCCUGAUAUAAAUAUGGGGAAAACAAACAUAAACUUGUUGCAUUCAACACACCAUAAGGUUGAAAGUAAACCUUUGCUAGGUGCCUUUCUUGCCCUAGCUGGCUGUACUUGCUAUGCAGUAUUAUUGAUUGUUCAGGCUAAGGCGGCUAAGCGAUAUCCAUGUCCUUACACAUUCACCGCUCUACUGAAUGUAAUGGCAGCAAUUCAGUGUUUUGUUGUUGCAGUAGCUGUAGAAAGAGACUGGAAUGAAUGGAAAUUGGGUUGGAACAUUAGACUUCUUGCUGCAGCAUAUACGGGGAUUUUUUGUUCUGGAGUAAUGUAUACCAUCAUUGCAUGGGUUGUCCGGAUGAAAGGCCCGGUAUAUGUAUCUGUUUUUAACCCUUUGAUGCUUAUUAUGGUUGCAAUUACUGGAUACUUGUUCUUGGGAGAGAAGUUGUUCCUUGGAAGCAUCCUUGGAUCAAUCGUCAUAGUGUGUGGACUAUACGUUGUCUUGUGGGGAAAAGAUAAAGAAAUCAAGAAACUCAGCCAGUUGGUGCCAGAUAAAGAAGAGAUUGACAUAAAAUCUUCGUCACUUAAAGGCAGUAGCCAUGGCGGUAGCUGUAAAAGGGAGGAAAAAGAAGAACAAGAAGAGAAUAAGAGGGAUUCCCAGGUUGGUUCUGAAAUAUUAGGAGGUGUUUACAUUUAUCACUAGAAGAUGAAGGACUAUAUGUAUCAUCAAGAAACACCAUUUAUUCUGUAUGAUGGCCGAUAGAGGCGCGGUUUAUAAAGCUGCAGUUUUCAACAUUAGAACAAACUAGCUAAAGUUUUGUAUCGACUGUACAUGCUAUCACUAGCAAUGAACUAGCCAUUUUGAUCAUCG
This is a messenger RNA of Lycium ferocissimum, 1670 nucleotides long. RefSeq names its product WAT1-related protein At1g68170-like. The transcript has 7 exons. Lineage: Eukaryota; Viridiplantae; Streptophyta; Magnoliopsida; Solanales; Solanaceae. The record is from RefSeq and is a predicted model, not a curated record. Gene Ontology annotation, molecular function: transmembrane transporter activity. Gene Ontology annotation, cellular component: plasma membrane. Bases 330 to 1502 code for a protein of 390 amino acids.